UGCAUUUGUAAGUACGCCCGGAGGCGAAGGAAGCCGUCGGCUGCCAAUGGAGGAGGCGGAGGAAGGGGCCGUAGAGUCGAGUCUUUCACGCUCAGUGCCCUCGGCGCACCGCCCAUUCACACAGGUACACUGGAUAAGAGGUGCGGAAGUUGCCCCCCCCCCCCCCCAUUCGACCCGUCUCCGCCUGCCACAGAAACUCUCGCAGGGCUGAUCGACAGCGCAGAACGACUUUGUAUCCCCCAACUCAACCAACGCGAAACACCGACUGGACGAGUGAAGGCGCGCGCGGCACCUCGAUAGUGAGAGCGAGCGAGCGAGCGCGGGCACGCGCGGCCACCAGGGAGUGCUCUGUGGACGUUUUCUAUUUUGUUCACGCUUCGGAGUCCGUUUAGUACAUUUAUUUACUCGUUUAUUAUCAUCAUUAUAAUUAUUUUGAGCUUUUCUUUCAUGGAGAAGGGACUUUUUCCCUUGCGCCACGUGCAUCGCAUUCUUUCUUCGAGAGUGCGCGUGGACACUUUGGAGGCUUUUUGAAGUGCGCGUCUUCGCGAUGCUCAAACGUCCAACUUCCAUUCCAAAAAAACACAGAGAAACAGCCGUAGAUGUAUGAAGAAACCCCUAUUCAGGCGAAGAUGGAAGAUCGCCCGAGGUCGCUGACCAUCAACACCACCGCCAGCACCGCGCACUCCGACAGCUUCGCCGCCACUUCUCUGUCGUACGACAAACAGUUCAUCCGCACUGUACCGGGACUGCUGAUGGUCGCCGAGAUCAUUUUUGGCCUCCUGGUAUGGAUGCUGGUGGCUGGGACGGAGUAUUUCCGAGUUCCAGCUUUUGGAUGGGUGAUGUUCAUCGCUGUAUUUUAUUGGAUCCUGACUGUGUUCUUUUUAAUUCUGUACCUGACAAUGGCCUACACAAAGAUCACCCAAGUCCCAUGGACUACUGUGGGUUUAUGCUUCAACUGUAGCGCCUUUGUGCUGUAUUUCACUGCUGCGGUCGUAGAGGCCACUGCAAUCAAGCACGAGUUUGCUAGAAGACAUGACUUCAACAGCUGGGCUGCUUCUUCGUUCUUUGCCUUUGUGGUCACAUUCUGCUAUGCGGGAAACGCCUUCUUCAGCUUCAGAUCUUGGCGGGCAAGAGAUCAAGGACCUUGAUGGCAUGAGGACCAAUCUGGGGACCUUAGUUUUUCUUUCUAAGUCAUAUGAAGAGUUGACCAAAAUUUUUAAUAAAGAAGUACGUCAAGAAUCGGUUAAUUUUAGAAAGGAGCAGAGCUUUGGAUUACUAGUAACGUUAAAAAAUCGAUACACAUGUGGUAGUAAGGCAGUUCUUCUUAUUAAUACGCACCUUGUGCUUUUCAAUGGCUUGAAGGGCUUAAAGGACACGAGCAGAUGAAGCCUUAAGUGACCUGAUGAGUUGAGAACAAGCUUCACUGGACUCUGGCAGAGAGCGUCAAGUAGCGCACGAUUACCAGCACUGGCGCAAAUAAACUCGAUGAAGGAACUGGAGAGGCUUCCAAAAACGAUUAAGUGAGAAUAUGGAGUUGUAUCCUACUAGAAGACUGCGUUGAGCACACCACAAAUUCUGUUCCUUUAUUGAGGCUGAUUUAUACUCCUGCACAGGGCCUACACCGUCGGUAUGCCAUCUCCCGU
Molecule: messenger RNA, 1643 nt
Organism: Erpetoichthys calabaricus (reedfish)
Lineage: Eukaryota; Metazoa; Chordata; Cladistia; Polypteriformes; Polypteridae
Gene: cmtm8b
Product: CKLF-like MARVEL transmembrane domain containing 8b
Exons: 4
Coding region: 600-1148 (182 amino acids)
Biological process (GO): myelination
Cellular component (GO): membrane
Molecular function (GO): structural constituent of myelin sheath
Source: RefSeq, a predicted model, not a curated record